AUGGGUGUUUUGGAAGUCUUGUUGUUUACCAAUGUUUCUCUGCUAUCAACUAUCUUCACAGUGUUGGCAAUACUGGCAGGAGUUUUGGGGUACUUGUAUGGGCCCUACUGGGGGGUGAGGAGGGUACCUAGCCCACCAACUAUCCCCUUGGUAGGGCACCUUCCCUUGCUGGCAAAGUAUGGUCCUGAUGUAUUCUCAGUUCUUGCCAAACAGUAUGGCCCUAUUUUCAGGUUUCAUAUGGGCAGGCAGCCACUUAUAAUUGUAGCAGAUGCAGAGCUUUGUAGAGAAGUUGGAAUUAAGAAGUUCAAAGACAUUCAAAACAGAAGCAUCCCAUCUCCCAUCUCAGCUUCCCCUCUUCAUCAGAAAGGUCUUUUUUUCACCAGGGAUAAAAGAUGGUCUGCCAUGCGAAACACUAUAUUAUCAGUGUAUCAACCAUCACACCUAGUCAGCCUUGUGCCAACCAUGCAGUCCUUCAUUGAAUCUGCAACUGAAAAACUUGGCUCCUCCAAAGAAGAAGAUAUUACCUUUUCCAAUCUCUCCCUCAGAUUGACCACAGAUGUGAUAGGACAAGCUGCCUUUGGUGUCAACUUUGGCCUUUCUAAACCACAAUCCAUCAGUGAUUCAAUCAACAAGCAGAUUGGUGGUUCCCAAGACAUUAACAAUGAUGAAGUCUCAGACUUUAUCAACCAACACAUAUAUUCCACAACACAGCUUAAGAUGGACUUAUCAGGCUCCUUAUCAAUCAUACUGGGACUACUUGUACCUAUUCUACAGGAGCCAUUCAGGCAAAUCUUGAAGAGAAUUCCUGGCACUAUGGACUGGAAAGUUGAACGUACGAACCGGAAAUUAAGCGGCCGGCUUGAUGAGAUUGUAGGGAAGAAAAUGAGAGACAGGGACAGAGGUUCAAAGGACUUCUUGUCACUCAUAAUGAAUGCAAGGGAGUCAGAGACAGUUUCAAAGAAUGUCUUCACCCCAGACUACAUUAGUGCUGCUACUUAUGAGCAUCUCCUUGCUGGGUCAGCCACAACAGCAUUUACAUUGUCUUCAAUUGUUUACUUGGUUGCUGGACACCCAGAAGUUGAAGAAAAGUUGCUUGCAGAGAUUGAUGGAUUUGGACCUCCUGAUCAGAUGCCUACUGCUCAUGAUCUUCAACACAAAUUUCCUUAUAUUGAUCAGGUUAUCAAAGAGGCAAUGCGGUUUUACAUGGUUUCCCCAUUAGUUGCAAGAGAAACAUCUAGACAAGUCGAAAUAGGAGGUUAUCUUCUACCGAAGGGGACUUGGGUUUGGUUAGCACUUGGAGUUUUAGCAAAAGAUCCAAAGAACUUCCCAGAGCCGGACAAGUUCAGGCCAGAGAGGUUUGAUCCCAGCUGCAAAGAAGUGAAACAAAGGCAUCCUUAUGCUUUUAUACCCUUCGGGAUCGGACCUCGAUCCUGCAUUGGUCAAAAGUUUUCCCUGCAAGAACUGAAGCUCUCACUCAUUCACUUAUACCGGAACUAUGUGUUCCGGCACUCUCCCGGAAUGGAGAAACCUCUACAACUUGAGUAUGGCAUUGUUCUCAACUUCAAGAAUGGUGUCAAGCUCAGAGUCAUAAAGCGAACUUUACUUCAACAUGCCUGA
This is a messenger RNA of Prunus armeniaca (apricot), 1617 nucleotides long. NCBI's taxonomy places the organism in Eukaryota, Viridiplantae, Streptophyta, Magnoliopsida, Rosales, Rosaceae. The record is from the annotation of a GenBank genome assembly.